Messenger RNA from Drosophila innubila, 5006 nucleotides. It is a transcript of the gene milt, whose product is annotated as trafficking kinesin-binding protein milt. Bases 354 to 4241 code for a protein of 1295 amino acids. Lineage: Eukaryota; Metazoa; Arthropoda; Insecta; Diptera; Drosophilidae. The record is from RefSeq and is a predicted model, not a curated record. The transcript is spliced from 5 exons.
UUUGUGUAGUGCUGGUCACACUGACAAUCAGCUGUUUAUUUGCAAUUCACACAAAACGCUGAUUUGUAAUUCACACAAUCUCACAGCUGUUUUGGUGCUUUCACGUGAAGCCAUCGCCGGCGGUUGGGGAAUUGUCGUAUUGUCAUUCCGCGUGCGUCGUCGGUCUCUGUGCAUUUCAAAAGUGUGUUGUGCCAAACUGACGGCGACGCGCCGCUAGAAACAAAUAGUGCCAAAAAAGAAAGAAAAAUCAACUCAAUAGACAGAAAAACAAAGAGGCAAAAACUCCAAAAAGCAAUUGAAAUAAAGCAAACAAUGCGCUUGCUUGCAAAACAACAAGAAAAAACACCAACAAAAUGUCACUAUUCAACAACAGCAACAACAACAUACAGAAGCAGAAACAACAACCACAACAUGCCAAAACAGGAACAACAACAAGUCUAAUGCUGCCCAUUAUCAAUGAAUUGAUUAUGGAGUCCGAGUCGGAGACAGAGACGGAAGAACUGGAUGAUUACAGGCUCAACUUUGCCGCUGGUCUUGAGACGCAUUCGAUGAUGAGAAGCUUGGAGAACAGCAUCAGCGGCAGCUCACUGAACUCUCUGGCAUCCAACUGGUCCAACUGCUCCAACUGUUCCAACAGUUCAACGGAUUCAGUUACAACGAUCAGCAGACAACCGUCGAAUGCGAGCAAACACUUUGAGAACACGUACAAGUUGUUGGGAAAGCAUCUAGAGAGCAAUUGUCAACGUACUGCAGACAAGUUGCAACAGUUGGACAAACAACUCGACUCGAGUCUGGAUUUGGACAGCUUGAAUAGCUCCUCCUUAUCGGCCAUUGUUAAUGGCACUGAACCGGCGCCCACACGCCUCGAACUUGAAUUGGAGGCUGUUGAACGUAUGCGUGUUAUUGUCCAACAAAUGAAGAGCACGCCCAAAGAGCAGGCUUCGUCUUCCGUCUCUGUUCCCAUGUUGGCCCUGUUGCAUGACUUUGCUGCCAAGGGACAGCCGAGUUCCAAGACGAUCAACAGCACACCCUGCACUCCAACGUCGAGUCCCAUUACGGGUGCUCUGCCUCCGGAGGGGCCCAAUUUUGAGCUGCCCAAAGAGCUGCUGCAGGCGGCGAGUUCUUGGGAGCUCAUGUACUAUGCGUCCAAGAAUGUCGAUGGCAAGAAUUGCCUCAAAGUUGUCCGCAGUCUCUUGACCAACAAAGUUCUAUGUGGUAACCGUGUUAGCCAGAUGACUCGUGCCUACGAUGACAUUGAAGCCGUGACGCGUCUGCUGGAAGAGAAGGAAAAGGAUUUGGAGUUGACUGUGCAAAUUGGCAAGGAAUUGCUAACCCAAAACAAUGGACUGGAGGCGCGUGUCAGCGAUCUGGAGACGGAUCUGAAAUCCGCCAAUGACGAUCGUGCCCAGCUGCUGCACGAGCUGCACAAGAAGAACGAACUGAUUUCGGUGCUAACCAACGAUGCGGACGAUGGCACAGAUGCGGACACACCCACAAUGUCCAAGUCCAUCACCUUGGAUCUGCUGCAGAGGAAGGUGAAUUCUCUGCUGGAUGAGAACAAAUCUCUGAAGUGCGAGGCGACGCAAUUGGCACAUCAGACGGACGAGGUGGAGGAGCAUGAGCGGCGACUGAUGGCGGACAUAAGUGCCCAGUUGAAUGAUGCCAAUUCGCAGUACGACAACAUCAGUUUGGAGCUGGAGCGACAGAGGGAGGAGAAUCGUCUACAGCAUGAGCAGAUUGUCAGUCUCACGGCGCGUCUGGCGGAGGCGGAGAUGCGGCUGCAUCAGCUGACGCAGGACAAUGAUGAGCAUCUGUCGCUGCUGCACGUGACCAAGGAGAAUCAGAAUGCCCUGGCACUGGAGCUGGUGGAGUUUAAGCAGCGCUAUGAGGAGGUGUUGGCACUGCUGCACUCUGCCCAGGAUCAGUUGAAGCAGCAGCGCAAGAGAUCGCAACCGCAGGCGCGCAGCUCUUUCCUGGGUGGACUGGGCAACAAUGGAGCAGCUGCAGCUGUUGCUGUGGAGUCACUGCAAUCCGAACUGAUGGAAUCCUCGCUGUACUCGGAGAACAGCCUGGACUCGGGCAUCUCGGGAGAUAGUCAACGCUGUGCGGAUCGCAUGAGUCGCAUGAUGUCACAGAUGCCAGGUGGAAUGGGUGGAUUAGGAGGUGGAGGAGGUGGUGGUGGUGGUGGCAUGGCAACCAGCUUUGGUUCCAGCAGCAUCUAUGGACCACCGCCUUACAAGCGUGCAUUCGACACGGUGCGCUGUGCCACCAAGAGUGGCAACUACAUGGACAGCGGCAAUGUGUCCAUGACACAGCUGGGCGCCAUGUCCAUGAGCAGUGCGUCGGGUCCGCGCAUGGCAUCCAUGGCGUAUCCGGCGGGUUCGUAUUACCGUGGAGCUAGCGGCGGCAGCAGCAACUCCCUCGGCCUCAAGACGCUCUCCAACGAAAGCCUCAACUCGCAGUCGGACGAUGGUUAUCCGGCACAGCCAUCUGGUGUGCCUGGUGCUCCUGGUGCCAAGGAGCUGGAGGCGGCUCUCAAGCGUCUGACGCCCGCUGAGGUCUUGGCUCGACGUGCAAUGCUCUCGUAUGCUCCACUCGGCACCUACAACUACGAUGAGCCGCAUCAGGGAAGAUGUGGACUUGGCCAGGCUGGACAAGCAGCUGGCUUGGGUUUGCCCAUGGGUGUGCGCACGCCGGACAGCAUCAUGUCAACGGGAUCGGGCUCGUCGGGCCUUACAACGCAUCAGUGGCGUCUUCCAGAGAAACUGCAGAUUGUGAAGCCCAUGGAGGGUUCACAGACACUGCAUCACUGGUCCCGCUUGGCAACGCCCACGCUCAGCGGCCUCUUGGAGGAGCGACCCGGGGUCACCAUUCGCGGUGGACGUGGUCUCGAUGAUCUGGGCAUGCAGGUGUACAACUUGUCCGAUGUGGAGGAGGAUGUGAAUGAAGAAAUAGGUCUCGGCAAGCAGUUUGAAGCGCCUGGCUGCACAUAUACAUAUACAAACAGCAUGGUCAUGCAUCCGGAUGACGGAUUCGUCAACGAUCUGUCCUUCCUGUCGCAGUCACAGAUGUCCUCGCGCAUGGCCUCCACCUCGACAUCAAGACAGCCAAGUUGUCCUGCCACGCCCCGUGCUGGCAUGUCGAGGAAGAACUCCUGCUCCACAUUUUCGGUGAAUCUGGGCCUGGCUGGCAUGUUGAACGAGCGCGGCAUUAAGGCGGUCACGCCCAGCGCCAUAAACACACCCGCCGGUCCGAAUUACUCGCCGACCGUGACGCCCUGCAACAGUCCGGAAGGAUCGCCACCACGUUGUCAGUCGCCGGAGCCGCUGUUUGGUCUGCUGUCAUCCGGUGCGGAUUUGAUAAGACGCAAACUGGUUGGACCCAGCGAUGUGCAACUGCAGCGGAAUCUAAGCAAGCAGCAGCAUCAGCAGAAGGUCAUGUUGUCGCAUCUUGAGCGACGAGCGUUGCGUUCGCUCAAUCUGAUCGAGAAGGUGGAGAGCAUUGGACUGGAGAACAUAAUCAGUGCACAGCGUAAUCUUGGCACUGGCAUUGCCAAUCGCAGCAGUUCCCCGCUCUCCCAACUCAGCUGCAGCAGCGGAGGGGAAAGCCUACAGAGUUUGCAUAUGAGCAGCAAUAGCAUUGUGGAUGAUAUCCACUUUGAUCGCGCACAAAUUAAGGGUGUCUUGCACCGUGGACUCAAAUCACCAGCUGCAACAACAACAACAACAACAAUGAUGCCCAGUUGCAGCAGUGCAACAACAAGCGCCUACAACAGCGACGAUAGCGAUGAUCAGGGCAUUGUGUUGCAACUGAAACCCAAGUCAACAACUACAACCAAAUCGUUAAAGCACUCAACACCAACAACAACAAAUGCUGCUGCAACAGGAACAGGAACAGCAGCGGGUAGUGGCGUCUCUGUCUCGGGCAGCGAAACGCGUUUAAAGCAAAUGCAACGUCAAAAGUCGCGUCGCAAUCUGAAAAAUGGAAUGGCUGCGCAGCGUUCCGACCUGGGCACCAUUGGAGGCGGCGGCAGCGGUGGCGGUGGUGGGCGUGUGCGUCCAGAUCUUGGCAAGGUCUCGGACAGCAGCGCAGCUUCACAAGCGACAGCAACAUCAAACAGAGCUGCUGCCGUCAAGAGCAGUGAUAACGACGACUCCAGAGCGGCGUCACAGAGCAUAACACAGUCAUUUGUGGGUUCAGUUAGUUCCUUGUUGUUUGGCCGUAAAGGAGGUUGGCUGUAAACAAAACACACAGAUACACACACAGACACAUACGUACGCAGGAGUAGAAGAAUGAGAUGAGAGAAGGCGCCGGACUAUGAUUUCAGUUUUACAGUUUUAGUUUAUUAUAUAUUACAUACUAUAUUUAUAUAUGCAACAACAACAAAAAACGAAACCACACAAAAUACAAAAAAAAAACGAAAGUAAAGGAUUCAUUUGUUUUGCCGCUGCCGUCAUUUAUUUAAAUGAAUGAAUGUAUGAUGAUGAUGAUGUUAUGCAACACUGGCUAACUUAGUGUUUGUAGCUGUGAUUUGUAAAUACUUGUAGUAAAAUGUUUAAAUUUAGUAGUUAUUAUUAUAAUUAAUGAAAUCUUCACUUGUUUUGCUUGUGUGCAACGGCGGCUAAACUGUAAGGCUAAUACACCAACAACAACAACAACAUCCAGUAACAAGAACAACACCAACAACAAACACCACACUAUGGUCAGUUAGUUCCAAAGCAGCUUUUUAUUUACUCAACAUUAACAUUAAACAUAAAUUAAUUAAUUUUGCCAAUUAUGUAUUUAUUUUCAUGUAUGUGUUUACUUAAAUGAUUAUGAGAUGAAGCUUAGCGUAGUAUUUUAUUUUUCCUAAACAAAUUUUUAUGUAUAAAUCGAAGAUGUGCUAAAGUGAAAAGUUGUAUAUAAAUUGAGAUAAAUCAUUAAAGAAAAAGUGGAUAUGCAAAGAGGUACAUAUAUUUUUUUACACAUGUAUGUAUAGUUUACGUUUUUGCUUUCCACUUGCCUCU